GUAGCCUCAGAUUCUCAUUUCCAUGCAGCAUAAAAUUUCAUUUUUUUUCCUGAUACGAUGAACGCAGUCAAAUCUUUUUUAAUCGUUUCUGCUUUUGUUUUAGCGUCGAGUUUCAUUGUAAGUGUCGCUGAAGCUCGGGAUCCUUUCAAUGCCUUGAUGUCUAAGAACUUUGCAGGUCGAAAGGUCCCCGAUUUCUUCGAUAUUGGAUUAUAUCUGGGUGCGAUCAAAGGGUCGGGUCCAAGUGGACCUGGUGAGGGACAUGGGUUCGUUGAUGGUCGGACCCUCGGAGGCAUUAAGAACUCGGGUCCAAGCCCUGGUGGGGGACACAUGUUCACAGAUAGUCAAACCUUGGGUGGCAUUAAGAACUCCAGCCCUGUUGAGGGACAUAGCUCGACCCUUGGCGGCAUUAAGGAUUCUGGUCCCAGCCCUGGUGUGGGAAACAAGUUCACUGAUAGUCGAACUCAUGGAGCCAUUAAGGAUUCUGGUCCGAGCCCUGGUGUGGGAAACUGAGGACUCUGGUGUGAGC
Messenger RNA from Hibiscus syriacus, 526 nucleotides. RefSeq names its product precursor of CEP16-like. Bases 58 to 510 code for a protein of 150 amino acids. The record is from RefSeq and is a predicted model, not a curated record. Gene Ontology annotation, biological process: innate immune response; regulation of developmental process. The transcript has a single exon. Lineage: Eukaryota; Viridiplantae; Streptophyta; Magnoliopsida; Malvales; Malvaceae.